Messenger RNA from Oryza sativa Japonica Group (Japanese rice), 2054 nucleotides. Its product is annotated as probable fucosyltransferase 8. Gene Ontology annotation, molecular function: galactoside 2-alpha-L-fucosyltransferase activity. Gene Ontology annotation, biological process: cell wall biogenesis; xyloglucan biosynthetic process. Gene Ontology annotation, cellular component: membrane; Golgi apparatus. The record is from RefSeq and is a predicted model, not a curated record. NCBI's taxonomy places the organism in Eukaryota, Viridiplantae, Streptophyta, Magnoliopsida, Poales, Poaceae.
UGCAGUGGCUCGCAUGUCAAGCUAAGGACGCGAGAAAAAAUGUGAUAAAAAGCUGACGAAGUUUGAGACACUGAACGUGCGGUGCAAAGAAGAGGUGAUCGGUGCAAGCCGGCGGCGGCGAUGGCGACGAGGGGGAAGAAGCUGGGCGGCGUCGCCGGCGGCGGCGGCGCGGCGGUGCGCGUCGUCGGCGUCGUCUGCGUCAUGGCGGUGCCGUUGUUUGCGCUGUUGGUGCUCGGCGGAUGGGCCAGCGCGUCCACGGUUUGGCAGAGCGCGGCGAGGCUGACUGCUGUUACUGCAGGAUUCACGAACGCCUCCAAACCCAGCGCCACCGGCGACGCGGCCACCGGCGCCGACGAGCUCUUCGGCGGCUUGCUGGCGGCCGGCGGCUGCUUCGACCGCGGCGCGUGCCUGAGCCGGCACGAGUCCCCGCGCUACUACAAGAGCUCGCCAUUCUCGCCGUCCCCCUACCUCCUCCAGAAGCUCCGCGACUACGAGGCGCGGCACCGGAGGUGCGGCCCGGGCACGCCGGGCUACGCCAAGUCCGACGAGCAGCUCCGGUCCGGCCACAGCUCGGAGGUCAUGGAGUGCAACUACCUCGUCGGACUCCCCUACAAUGGCCUCGGCAACCGCAUGCUCUCGCUGGUCGCCUCCUUCCUCUACGCGCUGCUCACCGACCGCGUCUUCCUCGUCCACUUCCCCGACGACUUCGCCGACCACUUCUGCGAGCCGUUCCCCGGCGGCGAAGGCGAGACGGCGACGACGUGGGUGCUCCCGCCGGACUUCCCCGUCGCCGACCUGUGGCGGCUCGGGGUGCACUCGAACCAGUCGUACGGGAACCUCCUCGCCGCCAAGAAGAUCACCGGCGACCCGGCGAGGGAGACGCCGGUGUCCGUGCCGCCGUACGUGUACCUCCACCUGGCGCACGACCUCCGCGGCGACGACGAGCGGUUCUACUGCAACGACGACCAGCUCGUGCUCGCCAAGGUGAACUGGCUGCUGCUGCAGAGCGACCUCUACUUCGUCCCGUCGCUGUACGCCAUCCCGGAGUUCCAGGACGAGCUCCGGUGGAUGUUCCCGGAGAAGGAGAGCGUCACCCAUCUCCUUGCCCGCUACCUUCUCCACCCUUCCAACUCCGUGUGGGGGAUGGUCAUGAGAUACCACCACGCGUACCUCGCUCCGGCGGCGGAGAUGAUCGGCGUGCAGAUCAGGAUGUUCUCCUGGGCGUCCAUCCCCGUCGACGACAUGUACAAGCAGGUCAUGGCGUGUUCGUCGCAGGAGCGCAUCCUGCCGGACACCGACGGUGGCGACGCGCCGGCGCCGGCCAGGACGAACACGUCCGGCGGCGGCGCGACGACGGCCAUCCUGGUCGCGUCGCUGCAGGUGGAGUACUACGAGAGGCUGAAGGGCAAGUACUACGAGCACGCGGCGACGGCGAGCGGCGGCGGGCGGCGGUGGGUGGGCGUGUUCCAGCCGAGCCACGAGGAGAAGCAGGAGAUGGGGAAGCGGGCGCACAACCAGAAGGCGCUCGCCGAGAUCUACCUGCUCAGCUUCGCCGACGUGCUGCUCACCAGCGGCAUGUCGACGUUCGGGUACAUGAGCAGCGCGCUCGCCGGGCUGCGGCCGGCGAUGCUGCUCACGGCGUUCAACCACAAGGUCCCCCGGACGCCGUGCGUGCGCGCCGUAUCCAUGGAGCCCUGCUUCCACAAGCCGCCGCCCGCCGCCGCGACAUGUCAGGGCAAGCUCGCCGUCAGCGAGAACGUGACACGACACAUCAAGCGCUGUGAGGAUCUAGCCGGAGGCAUUAAGCUUUUUGAUUAACCAUGAAUGAAUUAAUUACUACUCCAAGAUAACUGCGAAUUACACGACCAUUUUUCUCCAUCUAUAAAUGAACUUAUUGCAUCCGUCUCAUAAAAACAAAUGUAGAAAAAUCCUACUAUUACGAGAGUUGUUCAGAUUUGUAGUCGUAGCUCGGAAGAGUCGUAUUCUGUAAUAGGUUUGUUUUUUAUGAGAUGGAUGGGGUAAAGAAAUUUUACGAUCCUAAUUUUUUUUUAAUA